This is a messenger RNA of Kalmanozyma brasiliensis GHG001, 1224 nucleotides long. Its product is annotated as Phosphotyrosyl phosphatase activator, PTPA. NCBI's taxonomy places the organism in Eukaryota, Fungi, Basidiomycota, Ustilaginomycetes, Ustilaginales. The transcript is spliced from 2 exons. Bases 1 to 1224 code for a protein of 407 amino acids. Gene Ontology annotation, cellular component: cytoplasm; protein phosphatase type 2A complex; nucleus. The record is from RefSeq and is a predicted model, not a curated record. Gene Ontology annotation, biological process: mitotic spindle organization. Gene Ontology annotation, molecular function: peptidyl-prolyl cis-trans isomerase activity; protein tyrosine phosphatase activator activity.
AUGACACAAGCUACGGCAGACGACAUAGAGACCUUUUCGCUCCAGGAUCACGCCUUCCAAGAACCCCGCAAGCGCGUUGUCUCGCCAGCGUCGCUGAACAGGUUCGAGAACUCAGCGGCGUUUGCCGAGAUUCUCGCCUUCAUUCGGGUCUGCAACACGAGCGUGGUGGGCAAGACCCUCACCGAUGACAUUCCCCAAUCGCCAGCAUGCCAGGCCGUUCUGAAGGUUCUCGACGAGAUCGCUGCCCUCCGCAAAUCCACACCGCCAGACGCCUCCAUCGGCUCCUCCCGCUUCGGCAAUCCCGCCUUUCGCACGUUUUACGACAAGAUACGUGAGAACAACGAUCGCUUGCAUCGCAUGAUCCCAGGUCUCGCGGACGAUUCCGAAGCUUCUCGCUCAGCACGCGCCGAGCUGGCCGUAUACUUCCAAGAGAGCUGGGGGAAUGCCAAAAGAAUCGAUUACGGAAGCGGCAUGGAGCUCAACAUGGCCUGUUGGAUACUCUGCCUAUGCAAAUUGCGCAUUCUACGUCUGCCCGAGGAUGGUCCAGCCAUCGUGUUGCGCAUCUUUUGGGCCUACAUCCAGGUGAUGCGCGACAUUCAGUCCUCCUACUGGCUCGAGCCAGCUGGCAGUCAUGGCGUGUGGGGCCUCGACGACUACCACUUUCUCCCGUUCCUCUGGGGAGCGGGUCAGCUUAGCAACCAUCGCCAUCUCCGACCCAAGGCGAUCCACGACCCAGAGAUUGUCGACGAAUUCGCGCCCAAGUACAUGUACCUGGCCUGCAUCCAGUUCAUCAACUCGGUCAAGACCGCCUCGCUACGCUGGCACUCGCCCAUGCUCGACGACAUCUCGGGCGCCAAGUCGUGGAGCAAGGUCAACGAAGGCAUGAUCAAGAUGUACCGCGCCGAAGUGCUCAAGAAGCUUCCCAUCGCGCAGCACAUCUUUUUCGGAAGCUUGCUCUGUUUCCCAGAACCCACAGAAGGAGAGCUGGAAGACGAAGACGCCGAAGAGGAUGCGCACGGUCACAUUCAUCCCGCAGGUCAGCCCCAUGCUCACGGUACCGGCGAGGGGCAGGCUGCAGGCUGGGGUGACUGCUGCGGAAUUCCCAUCCCGAGCGCUUUCGCAGCGGCCGAAGAAGAGAAGAAGCGCCAACAAGGUUUCAGCUCAACAUUGCGUGGGGAGAAGCCAUUCGGCGGAUCCGGCAUCCGUCGGAUCCCCUUUGAUUAG